AUGGCGGACAAGGAUACGUGUAAUUCUGAUAUUUUUAUGGUUUUCUCUUAAUUUCKUUCGCAUCAUAAAACCAUGGACAGAACAGUUUUGUUUAAAGCAAGUGUGAAAACUAUUCGCACAAGAAACAAAGCUCUUGGAGUAAAAGAUUCUGACAAAGGGUCGUCAAUCUUACCAACUCGGUCAAAACUUGGCACAGAAUUUGGCAAAAGAGCUCGAGAUGUGCUGAUCAAUACSAGAAAAUUGAGAGACUUCUUGAUGGACCAUCGUAAAAACUACAUUGAUGCAUCAAGUUCUGAGAUAUCGAGUAUGACUGAUGCUGAGAGGGAUCAGAUAGACAAAGAUGCAGAAACAUUYAUGAGGACAUGUAAUGUCUCAAUAAAGACACUGAAAAAUGAAGUGGCACAGCAAACAGUUCCAGAGCAAGUCAAGAUUCACAGAGACACUGUCAUUGAAUUACUGGAAAAGUAUCUGAAAGUUGUUUGUAAGCUAUACAGUGAACAAAGAGCGAUACGAGUCAAAAGAGUUGUWGAUAAGAAAAGAAUAUCAAGGUUACAACCAGAGAAUAGAAAAAGAAGUCACCAAGUUGAAAAUGGAGAACAGGAACAGAAAACUCUGUUAUCAAAUGAAGACAAACAAGCACCUUUCUUUGAAGACAGCUUUGAACCACCUGCAGACGAAGGUGAAGAACUYUCACCAGAUGAAGUUCAAAUGUUUGAACAAGAAAAUAAGAAGUUAUUUGAAGAAAUGAAUAGUUUGGUGGAUGAAGUGAGACAAAUAGAAGGCAGGGUUGUGGAGAUUUCAAGGCURCAAGAAAUAUUCUCUGAAAAGGUCUUACAACAGUCACACCAAAUUGAUAGACUGUAUGAAACGUCAGUUGGUACUACUGAAAAUGUCAAGUCUGGCAAUGAACAGAUACGAGAGGCAAUAAAGAACAAUGCAAGUUUUCGUGUUUGGAUUCUGUUCUUCCUGGUAAUGUGCUCAUUUAGUCUUCUGUUUCUGGAUUGGUAUAGCUAGCUAGUGAUAGCUAAUU
This is a messenger RNA of Exaiptasia diaphana, 1030 nucleotides long. RefSeq names its product syntaxin-18. Bases 73 to 1014 code for a protein of 313 amino acids. The transcript has 11 exons. Gene Ontology annotation, biological process: retrograde vesicle-mediated transport, Golgi to endoplasmic reticulum. Gene Ontology annotation, cellular component: SNARE complex; endoplasmic reticulum. The record is from RefSeq and is a predicted model, not a curated record. NCBI's taxonomy places the organism in Eukaryota, Metazoa, Cnidaria, Anthozoa, Actiniaria, Aiptasiidae.